CUCUUCAGCCAGCGGGGUUCUGCCGGGCGGUCAAGACAAUCAAGUCCACCCACAGCUCGUCCAAUCAGCAGCUCGGAACCGAUAAGGCACUUUUUCCUACCUAAAUUUCUUGAGCACAAUCGAUCCAUAUUGAUCCCUCUUCUAUCAUCGGCCAGGAAGUAAUCGGACUCUACCGUUAUCAUGUCCUCAGAUUCGACUACUCAGGCCGCUUCCCCAGCCGAAGGCUUAAACCCAUCUCACACAUACGUCCCCAACAAGGGCUAUGCCAACGAAGACGGCGCCGUCCCCGCUAUGGCGGGGCAAGACCUAACACCUGAAGACGAAGAUUACGAAGGCGAUGAAUACUAUGAUGAUAUCUUCGAGGAGGAGCUAGAUGAAGGAGACUUCAACUCUUCAAACCCUGCAGACCUCACAAAAGCCUACAAUCGUCAAAGGAGAGUCAACGAGCUCGCGGCCGAUCCGAACGCCCCAAAGUGGACAUAUCCCAAAACGAACACACAAAAGCCUACCGUCAACACGUAUGCAUCCGUCGAUGAUGAGAUAAAAUCUCUGACUCGACAUGCCGCUAAAAUCAAGCUUGACAAUGUGCAGUCCGGGCUGGCAGUACGCGGUGGCAGCGGCACCGAUAGGGCGGAUAGAGCCACCUCCGAGCAGGUGCUGGAUCCCCGGACGCGCAUGAUUCUUCUGCAAAUGAUUAACCGCAACAUUGUUUCUGAAAUUCAUGGAUGUCUGUCAACCGGAAAAGAGGCCAAUGUAUACCACGCCAUGCUACAGCCCGAGGACGAUUUCGACGCAGCGCCAAUCCACCGUGCUAUCAAAGUCUACAAGACGAGCAUUCUGGUUUUCAAGGACAGAGACAAGUACGUUACUGGAGAGUUCAGAUUCCGUUCAGGGUACAACAAGAGCAACAACCGAGCGAUGGUCAAGCUGUGGGCCGAGAAGGAAAUGCGCAACCUGCGGAGGAUAUACGCCGCUGGCAUUCCUUGCCCUGAGCCCAUCAACCUGCGACUCCAUGUUCUAGUUAUGGGCUUCGUCGGAAACUCUAAGGGCAUUGCUGCCCCACGCUUGAAAGAUGUUGACUUCAAUAUUUCCGACCCGGAAAGCAAAUGGCGUGAGCUCUAUAUCGACAUGCUAGGGUAUAUGCGUGUGAUGUACCAGACUUGUCACUUGGUCCAUGCUGACCUUAGCGAGUACAAUACUCUCUACCAUAACGAUAAAUUAUACGUUAUCGAUGUCAGUCAAAGUGUGGAGCACGAUCACCCGCGCAGUCUCGAAUUCCUGCGUAUGGAUAUAAAGAACGUCAGCGAUUUUUUCCGCCGGAAAGGCGUCCCAACCAUCUCCGAGCGGGUUAUUUUCGAGUUCAUCAUUUCUGCCGAAGGCCCGGCCACUGUGACGGAUGAACUGCGUGAUGCUGUAGAGAAGCUUUUCUCACUCGAACCCGAGGCUGCUGACGAGGUCGAUACUGCUGUCUUCCGUCAACAGUACAUUCCCCAGACACUAGAUCAAGUCUACGACUAUGAGCGUGAUGCGGAAAAGGUAAACGCUGGUGAAGGUGAUGAUCUUGUGUAUCGGGAUCUUCUAGCUCGGGAGAAACCCUCAGCUCCCCCGGACGACGAGGCCGAGACCGGCUCCGAAGUUAGCGGCGGCGUCUCUAUUGCAGAGUCUGGCUCUGAAGAUGAGGAAGAACGGGAUCCUUUCGAGAAGAAACCUCCGCGAGGAAAGCGUUUCGAGGACAAAGAGUCUAAAAAGGAGCAUAAGAACAAGGUAAAAGAGGAGAAGCGCGAGAAGCGGGCCAACAAGAUGCCGAAGCACCUGAAGAAGCGUCUCGUCUCGUCGUCCUCUAGGAAGCGCAAGUGAGCAACUGGACCUUAUCACUCAAUCCAUGCAUCUUGACCGUGCGUCAACUCUGUCUCUCAGCUGCGUCUGGUCCCAUACAGGUGACAUUCGCAUCUCAAGCACAUGAACCGCUACACUACCCCAAACAAGUAGAUCGGUUCCCCAUUCGGCGCAUGCCAUCAGUCCCCGGCAGAGGACAAUAGCGCCCUCGACGCUUGUCUAGGCGCCCGCAAAAUAUAUUAGAUCUCAAGAUCUCCAGUUUAGAGCCACAAAAACUAAAUCAGCCAUAGAAGG
Molecule: messenger RNA, 2130 nt
Organism: Aspergillus nidulans FGSC A4
Lineage: Eukaryota; Fungi; Ascomycota; Eurotiomycetes; Eurotiales; Aspergillaceae
Product: protein kinase RIO1
Exons: 1
Coding region: 181-1857 (558 amino acids)
Cellular component (GO): cytoplasm
Molecular function (GO): ATP binding; protein serine/threonine kinase activity; protein serine kinase activity
Source: RefSeq, a predicted model, not a curated record